CUAAAGAUGGAAACAGAGAAGCUUCCAGCAAUGGAUAAUAACACCUUACUAUCUGAAACUUUCUUGAACACAACACAGUUUGGUGGAGAAGAUCUGUUUUCCAUUUUAGAGAGCCUUGAAGACUUGAAUAGUCCUCCUCCUCCUCCAAGGAAGAGACAGAAGGUUACUGACGCUGAUGGAGAAGAAAGGGUAUUAUCGUCACAUAUAACUGUUGAGCGCAACCGGAGAAAGCAAAUGAAUCACCAUUUGUCUGUGUUGAGGUCACUUAUGCCCUCCUUUUAUGUCAAACGAGGAGAUCAAGCAUCAAUAAUUGGAGGUGUAGUUGAUUACAUCAACGAAUUGCAACAAGUUCUACAAUGCCUAGAGGCCAAGAAAAAUAGAAAGGUAUUUUACACGGAUAACGUACUAAGCCCAAGAUUAAUUAUUCCAAGCCCAAAAUUAGGCCCAAGAAUACUAACCCUGCCGCCCAUUAGUCCAAGAACUCCACAACCUGGAAGCCCAUGGUUGCACUCCAUUGAGCCUUCUCCUUCUUCUUCUGGAUCUGAUAAUAUGAAUGAGCUUGUUGCGAAUUCAAAGUCGAUGAUUGCUGACGUGGAGGUUAAGUUUUGCGGUCCGCAUGUAUUAGUGAAAACUGUCUCCCCGAGAAUUCCUGGGCAAGCCAUGAGGAUAGUAUCAGCGCUUCAAGACCUUGCUCUUGAGAUUCUUCAUCUCACCAUUACCACUUCUGAUGAAACCAUGCUAUACUCUUUCACUAUUAAGAUUGGGAUUGAAUGCCAACUGAGUGCGGAAGAACUAGCUCAACAUAUCCAGCAAACAUUCUGCUAAAGAUGACUUCAAACAUUUGUUCACACAUGAUCUCUUCCUCUUUUUCAUCGCUUACUCAUUUACAUGUAUGUAGGUAGUUAG
Molecule: messenger RNA, 906 nt
Organism: Arachis duranensis
Lineage: Eukaryota; Viridiplantae; Streptophyta; Magnoliopsida; Fabales; Fabaceae
Product: transcription factor SPEECHLESS
Exons: 3
Coding region: 7-825 (272 amino acids)
Biological process (GO): guard cell differentiation; stomatal complex development; positive regulation of DNA-templated transcription
Cellular component (GO): nucleus
Molecular function (GO): protein dimerization activity; DNA-binding transcription factor activity
Source: RefSeq, a predicted model, not a curated record